CGAAGCCUUGUCCAUAAGGCAGGAUUAGACCAUGACAUUGUUAACAAUUCCCGCGCUUUCUGCAGUAGCCCUAGGACUCCUAGCGGUCCUGGUAGGACGGGCCGUAUCCCAAGGCCGUGACAUUCCAGGCCCUUGGCUGGCACGAUACACCCGGCUGUGGUAUAUCUGGCAAAUGGUCAAAGGCGAUUUUCAAUAUACCAAUAUCAAGCUGCAUCGGAGAUUCGGCAAAGUCGUGCGAAUCGCUCCCGGCUGGUAUAGCCUCAAUGACGUCGACGCGCUCAAGGCAAUUUAUGCUCACGGUUCCCAAUUUACCAAAUCGGAGUGGUACGAGGCUUGGAACUUCUCACCCAGUCCAGACGACCACAAUCUGUUCUCGGUAAGGAACCCGACCCAUCAUUCGGACGCCCGUCGCAAGGUCGCAUCCAUGUAUUCCAUGUCCGCGAUGGUGUCCUAUGAGCCAUAUGUGAAUGACUGUAUUCGACGAUUCUUCGUCCAACUUGACUCGUUGUCGAACACCAGUUCGACGAUGGAUCUGGGACAUUGGCUGCAGUGUUUUGCUUUUGACACUAUUAGCGACAUUACGUACGGCGAACGGUUUGGCUUCCUUGAUCAGGGUGAGGAUAUCAACAACCUCAUGGCGAAUUUGGAAGAGAGCUUUGUCAUCAGUAGCCUGAUGGGUCUUAUGCUAUGGCUGCGACCGGUAGUCCUAUUCCUUGGCAACUUCUUCGCAAAAUCCGAUACCCUGUUUGUACGUCGCUUCACAGAUCAGAAGUUCACCGAGUUGUCAAAAAAGGACAACCAAGAGCCUGCGGUCGGAGAACCUCUGUCGAUGGUUCAGCGGUUUCUCCAAGCGCGAGAUGAAGGAAAGGGCUUAACGGACCGGUAUAUUCAGGUCAGCGCAGCAUCCAAUAUCGGCGCUGGGAGUGACACCACGGGAAUCGGCUUAAGCGCGGUGGUUUUCUACCUGUAUCGAUCGCCUGAGAAACUCGAAACACUUCGAAAGGAGCUGAAUGAUGCGUGUCCGGGGAGCGAGAUUUCUUUUCCGGAAGCACAGAAACUGCCUUAUCUGCAAGCUGUGAUUAAGGAGUCCAUGCGGUUGCACCCGGGAGUUGGGUUUCCUCUAUUCCGCGUGGUACCUCGUGGAGGGGCUGUAAUCUGCGAUAAAUUCUUUCCAGAGGGUACAAAUGUAGGCAUAAACAGCUGGGUGAUGCAUCGAGAUGAGAGCAUUUGGGGCGCGAAUGCCGACGACUUUGUGCCAGAGAGAUGGCUGUUGAAAGAUGCCGAAAAGCUUCGCCUGAUGGAGCAAUGCUUGAUGCCUUUUGGCCUGGGAUCCAGGGUGUGUGUGGGGAAGAACAUCUCGCUGUUCGAAAUAAACAAGCUCAUUCCAUCACUUGUUCGGAGUUAUGAUAUUGAGAUACAGGAACAGGAGGGCAAGGAUAUGAGGGCCAGGAAUAUGUGGUUCGUCAAACCGGUACGGUUUCAAGUAACCAUUAAGAAGAGCUCCCAGUCUGUUCCAUGACCAAGGGAAGGGUUUAGUUUGAAGAUAGCAUUUUAGUAC
Molecule: messenger RNA, 1558 nt
Organism: Aspergillus ibericus CBS 121593
Lineage: Eukaryota; Fungi; Ascomycota; Eurotiomycetes; Eurotiales; Aspergillaceae
Product: cytochrome P450
Exons: 4
Coding region: 32-1519 (495 amino acids)
Molecular function (GO): monooxygenase activity; oxidoreductase activity, acting on paired donors, with incorporation or reduction of molecular oxygen; iron ion binding
Source: RefSeq, a predicted model, not a curated record